Molecule: messenger RNA, 1187 nt
Organism: Ailuropoda melanoleuca (giant panda)
Lineage: Eukaryota; Metazoa; Chordata; Mammalia; Carnivora; Ursidae
Gene: DBNDD1
Product: dysbindin domain containing 1
Exons: 4
Coding region: 151-627 (158 amino acids)
Biological process (GO): negative regulation of protein kinase activity
Cellular component (GO): cytoplasm
Source: RefSeq, a predicted model, not a curated record
CCGGCANCCUCCCUGCCGCCGCGGCCCCCCGGGCCGCUGCCCCGAUGCGCUGCGCCGGGAGCUGGGACCGAGUCGCCGCUGCAGCUGCAGGGGCGCCCGGGCUGGGUGACGCCACCGCCGCCCGCGCCCCUCCCAGACCCCGCCGGCCGCAUGGAGCCCCCGGAGGGCGCCGGCCCGGGAGAAAUAGUUAAGGAGGUUCAGGUGCCACAAGCAGCCCUGGGCACCCUGGUCCAUGGGACAGGGGACAGCUGCCACUCACCCACAGCAGAGGAGGAGGGGGGCAUCCCAAUACCAGCCCCGGGGCUCCUGCAGGUCACAGAGAGGAGGCAGCCCCUGAGCAGCGUCUCCUCCCUGGAGGUACACUUUGACCUCCUGGACCUCACCGAGCUGACCGACAUGUCUGACCAGGAGCUGGCCGAGGUCUUUGCUGACUCAGACGAUGAGAGCCUGGCCGGUGAAUCGCCAGCAGGCCUGCACCCACUGCCCCGAGCCGGCUGUCUGCGCUCCCCCUCCUGGACACGAACCAGGGCUGAGCAGAACCGAGAGAAGCAACCGCUUGGGGACCCAGAGCACCAGCCAGCAAUUGUGGACACAUUUCUCACCGUGGAGAGGCCCAAGGAGGACUAGGCCAGCCGGCCCUGGGGCCAAGGCAGUGCAAAUCUGGACUGUUCCGACCCGACGGACACUCUGCCCACCCCAUGUGGCUCUGGGCCAGGUUCUCGGGGCACCCCAGCACAAGCACAGCCCAGUGGCCUUAUGCCCGCUCCUUUCCAAUCCGUGGAUCAGGGACGACAGCGCGGAAGGAUGAGGUGGGAGUGGCCUAGGCCUCUUGGAAACUUCUGUCUGCAGGACUGGUGCUCUCAUCUGCCACAAGAUUCCUGAGUGGGUGCGGGGUGAAGGGGACCUAAGCCGGAGAGCGCUUCUCUGCAAAACCCCCAAGGGUCUCAGGGUUCUGGUCUGGGAAAGGCCACACCGCGCUCUGGCCCAUGGGAUGCUCUGCUCUCCAGCCAAGAAUGUGGGGAGGGGAGUCCGUUAUGAACACCACCACCUUCCUUUCAGUCCCAUCCUCUUCUUACCACCCAGGGAGCACUGCUGGCACCAGGGCCACCUCCCCAGGCCCUAAGACCCUGCUUGUUUUAGUGUGUGUGAGACAGCCGGGCCCACUGUCCUCCACACAGAACACCAAA